GCGUGUCGCUUAUAUAUCUCCUCGCUUCGGCUGCAUGAUUUUUUCUUCCCUUUUUUUUUGGUCUCCCUCCCUCUCACGGUUGGCGCGAAGAAAUUGAGAGAGAAGUCGGUGCAUCGGUGCCCGAUCGAGGGAGAUCGGUAUACCUAUACUCGCUUUCGCGGAGAGAGGCGCGCUCCGUUUGCUCGUUCGACCGUAACUCCGAGCGGAAGGAGGUGUCGUGCUAUUAUUACUUUCACAACAUCGAAACAAAAAAGUGCGGAUUUUUUACACCAGUGGAUGCACACAUAUUUGGGGGGAAAAAAAAAAAUCUGCAAAAAGUACAUCGGGCGUGCGUGUAAUCCAUCACACGUUAUAAACGUGCAUAUAUAGUAAAAAGUGAAAAAAGAAAGCGAAUGCUCGGGCACGGCGGAACGACGGAGAGCCGGAGCGCGCGGCGGGUUUGCGCGACGUUAGCUCGCGAGCUCGAGGCAGCGGCGGGUCACCAUCGCUUGUGCCGACGACUCGUGGUUCUUACGAUAUAAGCAACACGAGUACAACAGCCGCGGCGUGUAUAUAUAUAUAUAUAUGUACUUCAUGCCCAAGUUUCGUAAUGUUUCGAGCGCUCUGCAGUGCUGCGGGUUAGUUUAUUUUUCUCAAUCUCUGUUGUGCUUGCGCUUCGGUACAAAAUCACGCAGUGUGCGGCCGAGCUUCGUUGAUGGUGAAUACACAUAUAUAUAUAAGGACGGAAAUCGAGGAUAUUGUUGUAUCGACGGACAGAGUUUGUGCGUGUGUGCAAAAAAGUGAUUGUGCGCGUCUUGCAACAACAGAUACAUGCGUACAUAUUAUAUACGUGUGAGAGAAAAGGCGGUCGCGCUCGACGGCGAGUGCUUUCACCGAGUGAGUGACCGUGUACUUGUAUAGUCGAGGAGGUGAUGCCGGCGUCGCUGGUCUGCGUACCGCACUGCGAAUAACUGUAUAAUAUACGUGUACUCGCGUACCGAUCUUUUAUGCUCGCGAUCGGCUGUUUUCGGCAACAAAAUGCCAUAGUCUUCCGUUGCUGAUGUUGCCGAUCGUCUGUUUAAUAUUAUACGUGGGCCGUAGUUCCGUGCGUUAUAACGUAUAAUUCGUGCAGUAAAACAUAUUAUAUAUAUACAUGUGAGGUCGAGACGAGCCAAGAGGAUUGUUGUUGUUAUUUAUUGUCAUCGUUGAAUUGAAAAACGAGAAGAGGAAGAAGAAGAAGAAGAAGAAGAUCGUUCGUGAAGACGUAUACAUAUACCUACAGAGUCUCGGGUAAAUUGGCCAUCAGUGAAUGAAUCGUGCCCGACCGAUUGGACGAAAUAUGGAGCGACACUUUAACGCGUAUAAUACAUAUAUUUUUGCUUCUCUGUGAACUAUACAAUUAAUUUUUUUUUUCUAAUUUUUCGCCUUAAAUUAUUAAGCUCCUUUUCGUCUAAUCGCGAGAACAUAAGUAUACCUUAUAUACAUCCUGUUACGUUUUGUGCGUCCAGUUUGACUGUUAUUUUUUGCCGAAAAACUCUUUACUUUUUUUUUUUUUUGCAACCAAACAAUCGGUCAACAGCUUCGGGACACGCAGUUGGCACACGGUAUUAAUACUUCAUCGCCACGCGUUAAAGUUCGGCGCUAACGGUUGCGAGGACACAUUCGGUAGUGUAUACGUCAUAUACAUCAUAGUCUCGACGUUUAGUAUACAUUUUGUUGUGCAUCGAACAGUUGGCAUCGAGUUUGCGUUUGUCAACGCGCUUCAGACUAUACAGAUACGCGUAUUGUAAAUCCUCGGGGAAAAUCACACUUUGAUUCAUUCCCAAUUCUACCGACAUAGAUUGGGAAAAAAAAAAAAAAAAAGAAUAGACGUACAAAACGUCGCGAUUCGUUCACUGCGGCCAAUAAAAGUAAACCCCAUAUGACCCACAGUGCCCCAGGCGCCGUAGCAUGGAAAGCAGGAUGUACAUAACCGAGUCGCACCAGCAGCACGCGUCACCGAAAUUCGCCUCGACCAACUCGAUACCCUCGCUUAUCGAGUCGUGCCAGGUGUCCUCGUACGACCUCCCCGAGUCGCAGCUGCGCGACCCGACCAAGAGCCGCCGCUACAGCGUCCUCGAGGAUCUAAAGGCGCGGCGCGACAGUUUCUUCCAAAAGGCCCGGCGCCACAGCAUCUUCGAGGACAAGGAGAACCGCGAGAAGCGCCGGGCCAGCGACAGUAGGCGCUCCUCCGUCUUCUACGUGUCCACCCAGGACCUCUUUGCCGAAGAGCAGCAGGAGGGUAGCGUCGAAACCGGCGAGUCUCCCGAAGCCAAGGACGAGGUGAAGAGCAAUGGAGGGGAGGAGGAGCGCGAGGACGAGAGUUCGCCGUUGGGCUUCGCCGCGAAGAAGGGCAGGAGAAAAUCGUGGCAUCCGUUGGUCGGUAAGCCACCGAAGGUCGACCGGAAGAGGAGGAAGGGGGUCGCGGGGCCCGCCUCGCCCGAGGCUGGCAGCACCGAGGGGUUGUACAACGCGCGGCAGAAGCGGCCCUCCUGGUGGAACAUCUUUGUGCCGGACUCGGUCGGCAGGUCUCGGCGGAUGUCCCAAGACGUGACGCACACCAGAUCCACGGAGAAUCUCACCACCAACUCUUACUUCAGGAGUAAGAGCCGCAGUGUGGAUCACGGCUUGACGACGCCUUUCGACUUGGAUUUGCUGCGCAACAAGGUCGAGGGCCGCUUCGAGUCCAUCGAAAAACUCUCCAGAGAUCCGGACAGCGAGAGCAAGGAUGGCUCAGGCUCGCAGGAAAAAAAGUCCGGCCGACUAUCCCAGCAAAUCAAUACCAUCGCCUACACGGUGGGCGAUCGAGACACGCUGACGUCGGUGGCGGCGCGCUUCGACACGACGCCCUCGGAGCUGAGCAAACUGAAUCGGCUCGUCAGUAGAUUCAUCUAUCCGGGACAGCAGCUGUUUGUGCCGGUGAAAGGAGAGGCCACGUCCGGGGAUGGCAGGUCGGAGUCGACGGGCUCCGAUGCUACGCAGGAGGGACAUGAGGGCCAGGACGAGCUGCCGGCUGACGAAAAAGAGCUGCUCGACAACUUGCGGCCCGUGUCGCCGAAGCCGGGCCACCUGGAGCGCGUCAAGACACCCGCCAUGGACGAGGACUCGCACACUUACAAGGAGCGAUUCUUGAAAAUCACUGUCCGGCACAUCACCGACGGCCAGGGAGUCGUCGGUGGAGUGCUGCUGGUCACACCGAACGCGGUGAUGUUCGACCCAAACGUGUCGGAUCCCCUGGUGAUUGAGCACGGAGCCGAGUCGUACGGGGUGAUCGCACCGAUGGAGUUUAUCGUGAACGCGGCGAUCUAUUACGACAUCGCGCACAUGAGGGUCGGGCACACGGACGCGGGUCAGCCGGAGAAAAAACCCGAGAUCUACUACAUGAAGAAACCGGUGGUGGCUGCCACGCCGGCGGCGGUGGGCGAGGAGAAACAGAGGUCGGCCUCGCCGUCGGCCAAGGACGAGAACUUCCCGGAACUCGCGGUCGACGACAGUGUCAGCGUGUGCAGCGCUGAGCGCGACGGUGACGCUUUUCCAAAGGCGUUCGACAAGGAUCUCAUCACGCCCAACAACUCGACCGAAGAAGCUCCGACCAAAGAUAAAGAGGACAAAGACGAUAAAGAAAUGACCAAAGAAGAUACUGGCAUGGGACAAGCGAGCAGGACCCUCGAAGAGCGCAGGCGUUCUAUGCUCGAUCAUCACUGGGCAGUUCCUAGCAAAGAUAGAUGUUCAUUUUCCCAGGAUGAUGAGCAGCAGGAUUCCUUGAAUUCGGAUAAAGCCGAAUCCUCGAAAUCAAAUGCAAUUCCCGAAGAUGUGGAAGGUUCUCUAGUCAAACAAUCCUGUCACGAUUCAGGUAUCGACAUUCGCGAUCCCAAUCCUCCGCUUCCAGUAGUGCAGCCGAUAGUAGCGAAGAAAGUUUAUUCCGACGCCGAUAUAGUUUUGUCCUCAGAUUGGGUGCCUCCGAUAACCAUCGCACCGACAAACGUGACAACGAACACGUUAGAAGCCGAGGCCGCCAUGAACGGUCGGAAAAAGGCGAGCUCGGUUUCUUUCAGCCUCGACAGCAACAAUGAAGAACAGGAGAAAGAAGAGGAGCACAAGGAAGAGGAUAAGCAGGAGACUCGUAAAAACAAAAUGCUCAAACGACUCUCCUAUCCGUUGUCGUGGAUGGAAGGUUUGACGGGCGAGUCCAAAGAUGAAGACAGCGGUAAAGCUCCGUCGGACAAAAUGUCCAGCCUUCCCAACAGUGCCGACAGUCAUCAUUCUUCCGUUUUUAGUAAAGUUUUCUCCAGCUCGCCCAUCAACUUGGUGAGUGACUUUAGUUCCGGCCUGUUCGCUAAGACUCCGAGUGAAGAGAGUGGCGGUCGAGUUGGAGGCACCCCUCCGCUCACCGCCUCCUCUUUAUCGCAGGACUCGAGCAAUCCUGUGUUCUCACCAGGUCCGGUUGGUUUCAUGGGACGUUCUUCCGUUGGUACGUUUAUCAGGCAGCAGCCCCUUACCUCCUCAGGGAGCAGUAGCGUCGACAGUAGCCGGGGUAGCAAAACGUCCACAGCACCGCCACGAUUGGAUUACCGUAGCAUGGUCUCAGUUGAUGAUAUGCCCGAACUUUUUGUCAGCUUCGAUAAAUUAAUACCGAGGCCUGCGCGUUCCUGCGAAGAUCCGCCAUUGUACCUAAGGCUGCGAACUGGUAGACCCAAGGACAAGAAGAUCCCGUGGACGACUCCGAUCAUGAGUUACGGCAAAAAGAAAAUUCGCCCGGAGUACUGGUUCAGCAUACCGCGCAACAGGGUGGACGACCUGUACAGGUUCAUCCACGCAUGGGUGCCUACGUUGUACGGCGAGCUGGACGAGGACAUGUGGCGGGAGCGAGGGUACAUACUGUCGGACACGGACACCGACCUGUCGCCGGAACUGACGCCCCGGGAGGCUAACGAGGUGUGUGCCGAGGACGGCAAGGACACCGAGAGCAAGCCCGGCGAGAUGGCCGCCGAGCUAACGCGCGAGUCCUGGGAGCUUAUCAAGGCCCCGUACGUAAAGCUGUACAGCAUCUUGAAGACCUCGAGCACGUCCGGCGACUCUGAGCUACAGAUCCAGGAUCCCGAGGUACUGUCUAUGAGCGAGGAGCUGAGGCGAGCGCUUUACCACAACAACAGCGCGGUAUCGCUGGAUUCGGAGAUCAUAGUGCCGGAUCUGGUGGGCGCGACCGAGAUACUGAGCGACGAGCACAGGGAACAGCUCUGCCGGCACCUACCGGCGAGGGCCGAGGGUUACCUGUGGACCCUCGUCUUCAGCACCAGCCAGAACGGCUUCAGUCUCAACAGCAUGUACAGGAAAAUGAGCAAAGUCGAGAGCCCCAUUCUCCUCGUCAUCGAGGAUACAGAGGGCAACGUUUUUGGAGCCCUGACCUCGUGUUCGCUGCGCGUCAGUGACCACUUCUACGGCACGGGGGAGUCGCUACUCUUUAGGUUCACGCCGAGGUUCCAAGCCUUCAACUGGACCGGCGACAACCUCUACUUUAUCAAAGGCAACAACGAGAGCCUCGCCAUUGGAGCCGGAGAUGGCAAGUUCGGACUGUGGCUAGACGGUGACCUUUACCAGGGUAGAACCCAGUCGUGCAGUACCUACGGCAACGAGCCACUGGCGCCGCACGAGGACUUUGUGGUCAAGACGCUCGAGUGCUGGGCGUUCAUAUAGGACACGGCCCCCUUCCAGCAGGUCGUAGCUCUCGCUUCGUCCCCGCUGUCGAAAACGUCAAGUCCGACGCCGCCGUCGUCGGCAACCCUGAUGCAGACCCAGUCGAGUCUCACCUGAAUCGUUGGACCUCCAUGUUAAGCCUCGGGAGGGGACCGUUGUUGUUGUCACGCGCGCCGCGCUCGCUCUCCACCUGUUGAAUACACAUACAUGGAAUCACACAGCGCACCCUGGAUAAGGGCUUUUUGGAGCGCCUGGUGAUUUUGUCGCUGGUGCAGAGGAGAGAGCGAGACGCGUGCGAGCGAUACAAUAGGCUUCAACGAUAUGUUAUACACUGUCUGUCUCGGAGGCACGUGCCUGCAGAUGAUGAUGAUGAUGACACAACUCCCUCCCUUUCCAAAUCUACACUGUAUUGUUGUCAUGUUGCGUCAAAAACGAAAGCCAUUAUUAUUGAUUAUUUUUGUGUGUACAAACUUUUUACUCGUCUCGUUUGUAUUAUUGUUGCGCAAAGGAUGUUGUUACGAGGUCCGCGGGAUACAAUUAUUCUUGUUAUGCACACGUGAUGAUACAUCUUACACGAGGCGCACGAUUAUUUUUUAACGAUUGACGGACGAUGAAAGAGUUGAUACAAAGCGACGAUUUUAAAAGACGGACAAACAAACGAAAAGAAGGACAUAAAAUUACAACUUUACACCGAUGAUACUCUUUAAUCAAACGCCUCGACUAAUAGACUUUUUAAUUAUUUUUUUGAUUUAUAAUCAUUGUUGAUUCCUCAAUUUUUUUUUGUAAUUUAGGAUAUUUAUUAUU
This is a messenger RNA of Copidosoma floridanum, 6516 nucleotides long. It is a transcript of the gene mtd, whose product is annotated as TLD domain-containing protein mustard. Gene Ontology annotation, biological process: response to oxidative stress. The record is from RefSeq and is a predicted model, not a curated record. Lineage: Eukaryota; Metazoa; Arthropoda; Insecta; Hymenoptera; Encyrtidae. Gene Ontology annotation, cellular component: nucleus.